AUGUCCGAUAUUGGAGCAGGCCACCUGGGGAGGUCAGAGCCCUUCUACCCCAAGAGUUCUGCACAGUUCACGAGCUAUGGCGGGUCAGAGGGGUCCACCAGCCCUCCACCCACAUGUCAGGUGCGCAUGAGGUCCCCUUGGGCCCUGCUCCUUUACCUGCUGGUGAUCACUGAAGGCUGGGGCCAAGAGCCAGCCAGCCCAGGCUGCCACCUAUACCCUUUCAAUGUGACUGUACGAAGUGACCGCCAAGGCACCUGCCAGGGCUCCCACGUAGCCCAGGCCUGCGUGGGCCACUGUGAGUCCAGUGCCUUCCCUUCUCGCUACUCCGUACUGGUGGCCAGUGGCUACAGGCACAACAUCACCUCCAUCUCCCAGUGCUGUACCAUCAGCAGCCUGAGGAAGGUCAAGGUGCAGCUGCAGUGUGGGGGGACCCGGAGGGAAGAACUGGAGUUCUACACAGCCAGGGCCUGCCAGUGUGACAUGUGUCGCCUCUCACGCUACUAAGGGCCCUCCUUGCGUCCCAGGUUCCCAUGGGUGGGACAAGCCAGCACCUGGGAUGCCAACCUGCAGGAGGCUCUGGCCCUUCCAGUUACUUGCUGGGGUCUAACUGGAAGUGCCCAUAACCUCUGAGAGCGGUGUUUGCCUUCUCCUGUCCCCACCCAGCCCUGCCCCCUG
Messenger RNA from Ochotona curzoniae (black-lipped pika), 675 nucleotides. RefSeq names its product glycoprotein hormone subunit alpha 2 (gene GPHA2). The coding region runs from base 1 to 504 and encodes 167 amino acids. Gene Ontology annotation, biological process: cell surface receptor signaling pathway. Gene Ontology annotation, molecular function: hormone activity; hormone receptor binding. The record is from RefSeq and is a predicted model, not a curated record. The transcript has 4 exons. NCBI's taxonomy places the organism in Eukaryota, Metazoa, Chordata, Mammalia, Lagomorpha, Ochotonidae. Gene Ontology annotation, cellular component: extracellular region.